Molecule: messenger RNA, 1163 nt
Organism: Nasonia vitripennis (jewel wasp)
Lineage: Eukaryota; Metazoa; Arthropoda; Insecta; Hymenoptera; Pteromalidae
Product: non-histone protein 10
Exons: 5
Coding region: 492-1118 (208 amino acids)
Molecular function (GO): transcription cis-regulatory region binding
Source: RefSeq, a predicted model, not a curated record
UAGUAAUAUCUUGCUGUAAUCUUAUCACGUAUACAUACCCUUGUCAUGAUUUUCAACAAAAGGGGCAUCUCAUGGCGCGUCAAUCGAACAAACGGUAGAGUCCGCAACAGUAAAGUUGCGUUUAACUGCAACCAACCAGCCAUUAUUGAUUUCAAAAAACAAAUACUAAUACUAAAAUUCAUUUUAACAAAAUAUAAGACAAGAUACUGUUAAAUAACAAAAAAACUUCAUAUUUUCGAAAUGAAGAAGUGACGCUUAACAAUAAUAAAAAUCGUUAAAAGGCACAAAAACUGAAAAAUUAUUUUAGAAAAACAUGGCGUUAAUCAGAACCAAUCAGACGAUCUCUAGCGGUAAGUUUCAGUUUAACCUCCUCUAGGCUUGAAAAAAGCUUCUGUGUCAAUUUUUGGGGCAAUCAGUAUGAUCAUUAGAAAUUAUUGACAAAAAAAUGGAGAUUAACAAAAUAUUCAUACGUGGAACGUAGAUUUAGUGCAAUGUCGGACGAUUCAGAUUACGAUGCGGAACAAGAAGAAAUCGAUGUCUACAAAAGAAAAUAUCAAUUGCUCGCCGAAAGAUGCGAAGUUUUACAACAAGACAAUGAAAGGCUAGUUCACCGAAUUCAACAAGCUAGGAAAUUACUUAAGCGUACAAAAAAAGAGAAAAAAUAUUUAAUUAAUCGUCUCGAUCAACAUGGAGAUAACUGGAGAGAAGCUCCAAUGGGAGUUUUGGAGGAGAACAGUAUCUUUCAAAGUACUCCAAAGCAAGAAAAAGGCUCUAAAUCAGUUGUAAAUAAUAUUAAAGAAGAGAAGCCAAAAAAAGGGACCAAAAGAAAAGCAGGAAAAGCUGAUCCUAAUGCUCCAAAACGACCUGCGAAUCCAUUUUUCCAGUUCUGUCAGGAACAGAGGCCACGGGUAAUGGAGAGAUUAGCUGGAGAUCCUGAACCGAGUAAACAAGAACUCACUAGACAAUUAGCGACCACAUGGAAGUCUCUCAGUUCUGAAGAUAAAAAGGUGUACUAUGAUAUGUAUGAGCGGUCAAAAGAAAAGUAUGUGGCUGAAAUGCAAAUCUACAAUAAAAAAGCAGAAGAUGCACCGCCACAAAUGUCAAUGAAUGUAUCUUAAUGCGUAAUAUAAGCCUGUAAAUAAUAAACUUAAUUUUCUUAAAAA